This is a messenger RNA of Angiostrongylus costaricensis, 504 nucleotides long. Lineage: Eukaryota; Metazoa; Nematoda; Chromadorea; Rhabditida; Metastrongylidae. The record is from the annotation of a GenBank genome assembly.
AUGAAUAUCGAGGAUCUCGCCAAAGAUGGAGAGAAGGGGAAGCCUUUAAAGAAAAAAGGCUAUGACGACGUUGAAAUAAGCGAUAUAUCGGGAGGUGAUUCAGCAAAGGAAGGAAAAGAGAAGAAAAAAGGUGACAAAAAAGCAAAGUCAUCAGAUGAUAAGAAAGAUGGGGAUAAUAGAAAGGAGGAUAAAGAUAAGGGUGCUUCACCUUCAAAGACUAAGAAAUUGAGCGGCGAAGGUAAGGAUGGCGAAAAAGAAAAAGAAGUCGAAAAGGGUGAGAAGAAAGAUGGUGACGGAGCGAAAUCGGCUGAAAGAGGACCAAAAGCAGAAAAAUCUGGUGAAUCGAUGCAUAAAGCACCAACUGAAAGAAAGCGCACCUUCUUUCCUGUGAAUAAAGAGGAGAUGGAACCGCUUAUGUUAUUUGCUCACCUGUUACGUAGAUGUACUGCAGCCCUCAUUGGCGGAUUUGUGAAGGGAAUGAGUAUGAAUGUCGUGGCUGCUUGA